GGUUAGGAACGCCUUGGGAAAGCGCCAAGCAGCUCCACCUCCCGGGAAGGCGGCUCUGGGCGGGGAGAGGAGUGGCAGGCAGGCCUGAGCCGUCCGGGAGGAGCUGUCCAGAGAGCAAGGGCCAGGCUGGGGCGGUCAUGCGGAGCCAGAGAUGGGCUGCCUCCUACCUCGGGCCCCCUGCCUGCUCCCCGGAGGUGUCCAGUUACGGCCAGCUCGGCGCUUCCCGGUCACGCCACAUUUAGCAUUGCCGAGCCAGGACUGGGUGAUGGUGUCACUACUCCCGCCGCAGUCUGACGUCACACUACCGGGCCCCACCAGGCUGGAAGGGGAGCCGCAAAGGGACCUGAUGCAGGCUCCGGGCCUCCCUGGCUCCCCUGCCCCACAGAGCAAGCAUGCCAGCUUCAGCUGCUCGUCAUUUGUGCCCGAAGGCCCUCCCGAGAGGGCACCCUCAUUGCCCCCACACAGCCCGAGCAUUGCAUCACCAGGUCCUGAGCAGGUCCAGGUUCACUGCCCAGCUGGCUCUGGCCUGGGGCCCUUCCGGCUCUCACCCUCAGACAAGUAUCCCGGCUUCAGUUUUGAGGAAGGCACAGCAAGCAACCCUGGGCGCUUCCUCAAGGGCAACCACGUGCCUUUCCACCCAUACAAGCGGCAUUUCCACGAAGACAUCUUCGCAGAGGCCCAGACUGCCCUGGCCCUUGAUGGACAUUCUUUUAAGACCCCGGGGACCCUGGAGGCCUUUGAGGAGAUCCCUGUGGAUGUGGGGGAGACUGAGGCCUUCACGCCUGGCUUUGCGGCAGAGGCCUGGUGCAACGGACUCCCUUACCCCAGCCAGGAGCAGGGUCAAGUCCUGCAGGGGUCAGAGGUCAAGAUCAAGCCCCCAGCUCUGGAGAGUGGUCCUGGAAUGUACUGCUACCAGCCCCCUUUGCAGCACAUGUACUGCCCCUCCCAGCCACCCUUCCACCAGUACUCGCCAGCUGGUGGCAGCUACCCUGUUCCCUACCUGGGCUCCUCCCACUAUCCAUACCAGCGGAUUGCACCACAGGCCAGCACCGAUGGGCACCAGCCACUCUUCCCCAAACCCAUCUACUCUUACAGCAUCCUCAUCUUCAUGGCCCUUAAGAACAGUAAAACUGGAAGCCUUCCUGUGAGCGAGAUCUACAAUUUUAUGACAGAGCACUUCCCUUAUUUCAAGACAGCACCUGACGGCUGGAAGAAUUCCGUCCGCCACAACCUAUCCCUCAACAAGUGCUUUGAGAAGGUAGAGAACAAGUCUGGAAGUUCUUCUCGCAAGGGCUGCCUGUGGGCUCUCAAUCCCGCCAAGAUUGACAAGAUGCAGGAGGAGCUGCAGAAGUGGAAGAGGAAAGACCCCAUCGCUGUGCGCAAAAGCAUGGCCAAGCCAGAAGAGCUGGACAACCUCAUUGGAGACAAGAGGGAGAAGCUGGGUUCCCCACUGCUGGGCUGCCCGCCCCCUGGGAUGGGAGGCACAGGCCCCAUCAGGCCCUUGGCACCCCUACCUGGGCUCUCCCAGCCACUGCAUUCCAUCCAUCCAGCUCCAGGCCCCGUUCCUGGCAAGAACCCCCUGCAGGACCUACUUGGCGGUCACACACCCCCUUGCUAUGGGCAGACAUACCCACACCUCUCACCUAGCCUGGCCCCUCCUGGGCCCCCGCAGCAACCAUUGUUCCCGCAGCCAGAAGGGCACCUUGAGCUGCGUGCCCAGCCAGGCACCCCCCAGGACUCGCCUCUGCCUGCCCACACCCCACCCAGCAACGGUGCCAAGCUGCUGGCUGAGCCUUCCCCGGCCAGGACCAUGCCCGAUACCCUACUGCCAGACGGAGACCUUGGUACUGACCUGGAUGCCAUCAACCCCUCUCUCACUGACUUUGACUUCCAGGGAAACCUGUGGGAACAGCUGAAGGAUGACAGCUUGGCCCUCGACCCCCUGGUACUGGUGACCUCAUCCCCAACAUCAUCCUCCAUGCCGCCACCCCUGCCACCACCUCACUGCUUCCCUCCAGGGCCCUGUCUGGCAGAGACGGGCAGUGGGACAGGUGAAUUGGCACCACCAAGCAGUGGAAACUCUGCAGCCCUGGGAGACCUUCCCCUCACCACCCUCUACUCAGCCUUCAUGGAGCUGGAGCCCACGCCCCACACGGCCCCUGCUGGCCCUGCUGUGUACCUCAGCCCCAGCUCCAAGCCCAUGGCCCUGGCGUGAGCUAUGCCCAACAUCAGCUCCAGCCUUUGCUUGGUCUGGAAGUGCCAGCUGUCGCCCAUAUCGGGCUCACCUUAAAGGUCAAGGAAGGAAAAUACUACCUGUCCCCUAUGCCACUCAGCCAACUUGUGGGCUGGCGGCUGGGGUAUAGAGGAUGCCACCCAAGAUGCUGCCCCUCAUGCAUUUCUGUUGCCUGGUGGUCCUGCUCCUCACUCAGGGCCCCUUGGAGAGCAAGUGUCUGGGAAAGAAGCAAAUGCAUUCUCCAUAGGCCACGCUCGUCCACACUGCAGCUCUCAUGCACACACAGAUACAGUUGCUCAGACACACACCUGCCCACAUGCCUUACACACAGAGAAAUCCAUUCCACAGCUCGGAGAGCCUGACUUCAUUUCAGAGGUACCUGAGAGCGAAGGGCUUUGGUUACCAAAGCUCAGGACCCCAUACCAGGUCAAAGAUUCCCCUGGAGCCCUGUCCUAACUCCCACAUGCUCUGGCAGGCCUGGCCUUCUCCAGUCACGUUCUUUCCCAGAAGCCUCCCGUAUUUAUUCUCCUGUCUUCAUCUCAACAGCCCAGCAGGGAGAAGAUAGAAAGCUUCUCCCACGUUGCCUCUGGAGCCCGCUGUGCCAGGCUUCACCAGCCUCAGCAU
Fukomys damarensis (Damara mole-rat) is the source of this 2857-nucleotide messenger RNA. RefSeq names its product forkhead box N1 (gene Foxn1). The record is from RefSeq and is a predicted model, not a curated record. Gene Ontology annotation, biological process: regulation of transcription by RNA polymerase II. NCBI's taxonomy places the organism in Eukaryota, Metazoa, Chordata, Mammalia, Rodentia, Bathyergidae. The transcript has 9 exons. Bases 152 to 2215 code for a protein of 687 amino acids. Gene Ontology annotation, molecular function: DNA-binding transcription factor activity, RNA polymerase II-specific; transcription cis-regulatory region binding.